This is a messenger RNA of Hyla sarda, 1079 nucleotides long. RefSeq lists its product as uncharacterized. Bases 1 to 918 code for a protein of 305 amino acids. The transcript has 4 exons. Lineage: Eukaryota; Metazoa; Chordata; Amphibia; Anura; Hylidae. The record is from RefSeq and is a predicted model, not a curated record.
AUGAAGACGGUCACCGUUCUCAUCCUUGUGGUCUUCUCCAGCUAUUAUGUUGCUGCUCAGUUGGGAGGCAGCCCUGUAGGAGGCCUUGAAGGAGGCACUGGAGGAGGCGGUGGAGGAUUUGGAGGAGGCGCUGGAGGCAGCCCUGUAAGAGGCACUGAAAGCAGCCCUGUAGAAGGUGCUGAAGGCCUUGGAGGAGGCACUGAAGGAAGUGCUGGAGGAAACAAUGGAGGAGGCGGUGGAAGCAGCCCUGUAGAAGGCGCUGAAGGCCUUGGAGGAGGCACUGAAGGAAGUGCUGGAGGAAACAAUGGAGGAGGCGAUGGAAGCAGCCCUGUAGGAGGCACUGAAGGCCUUGGAGGAGGUGCUGGAGAGAGCGCUGAAGGCCUUGGAGAAGGUGCUGGAGGAAGCGCUGGAGGUGCUGGAGAAGGCACUGAAGGCAGCCCUGUAGGAGGUGCUGGAGGAAGCGCUGGAGGCCUUGGAGGCGGCCCUAUAGGAGGUGCAGGAGGGAGCACUGGAGGAGGUGUUGGAGGAGGUGCUGAAGGCCUUGGAGGAGGCACUGGAGGAGGUGCUGGAGGGGGCACUGAAGGGAGCCUUGUAGGAGGUGCUGGAGGAAGCACUGAAGGCCUUGGAGGAGGCGCUGGAGGCCUUGGAGGAGGCGCUGGAGGCGGCCCUAUAGGAGGCGCUGGAGGAAGCACUGGAGGGGGUGCUGGAGGAGGUGCUGAAGGCCUUGGAGGGGGCACUGGAGGAGGUGUUGGAGGGGGCAUUGGAGGAGGAGCUAAGGGAGGUCUUGGAGGAAACUAUGUUGGUGGAGGCAUUGACUGGAAGAAGCCACAGAUAGAUCCCGUGCCUGACAUGUACUUUCCAAAAGUUGGUGGCUAUGGGGGCAAUGAUGGGGGCUAUGGUAGAGGCUAUGGUGCCUGACCAGGAUCAUUCCCGGUCUUAAGGGCUCCACAAGGGAUUCCUGACCGGACUGGCAGAGUCCCCACAAUAAGUUCCAGUUUAUUGUGGCUGAGUCCGCACAAUAAAUUCCCCCCCAUUAUGAUUUUGUUUCCUCUUCUUUCAUGAUUCUUCAUAUUCUCUCC